Messenger RNA from Gastrolobium bilobum, 636 nucleotides. Its product is annotated as mitochondrial pyruvate carrier 1-like. The coding region runs from base 170 to 496 and encodes 108 amino acids. Gene Ontology annotation, biological process: pyruvate import into mitochondria. Gene Ontology annotation, cellular component: mitochondrial inner membrane. The transcript has 5 exons. The record is from RefSeq and is a predicted model, not a curated record. Lineage: Eukaryota; Viridiplantae; Streptophyta; Magnoliopsida; Fabales; Fabaceae.
UAUGGCCUGUCUUCUUGUGUUUUCCCGGUGCUAUAGCUUCUCUUAUUGAAAGAACAGGUGUUGCCGUUGAAAUUGAAGUGAACCAAAUUAAUCAAGAGGAUGAUAUAGCCUGAAUUCAUCUCCUAAAUCCUAUUCCGCAGGCUGCAAAGUACUGAAAAUAGCUCACAAAAUGAACACCCUUCGCGCGUUUUGGAACAGUCCCAUUGGCCCAAAAACCACUCAUUUUUGGGGUCCUACCUUCAACUGGAGCCUUCCUCUCGCGGCAGCAAUGGACACACAGAAACCACCGGAAACGAUAUCUGUCAAUAUGACCGCAGUUAUGUGUGUUUAUUCGGCAUUGUUCAUGAGGUUUGCUUGGGUGGUGCAACCGCGUAACAUACAUCUUCUUGUUUGCCAUGUCACCAAUGAGACUGUGCAAUUAUAUCAGCUCUCAAGGUGGCUCACAGCUCAAAGUAGGGGCCCACAACAGAAGAUAGAGGGAGCAGAUGCCGAGUAAAAUAUAUGUGUUCGAAGUUCAAUCAAAACAUGGUUUAUAUCUUAAAAAUAAGUCUCUAGUGUCUUGUCAUUCACACAUUUGCUCUUUUAUUGUGUAAUUGUUUAUGAUCGAUCAUAUUAUAUUGAAACAAUUGUACCUGU